CUCUGAUCUCAAGCAGGAUGACCAGGUUGACAGUCCCGAGCAUGAAGUCCCUCCUGUGGAGCAGGUCUCAUGGCCCAUCAGAAAGUGGUUAGUUCUCACACUCCUGGGCAUCUCUUCCUAAACAUGCUGUUCCUGUGAUAUGCAGGAUCCAGUGCUGGGUACGGCUGUUGAUGUCUUUUCUCCCCCAGAGGCUGUGAGCACCUUCUGGCACCGGGGCAUCUCAUUGACUGGCCGUUUAAAUUCUUCUUUUGAGGACUAUCUAUACAGUUCAUUAGCCUUCAGAUUGGCUAGAUCAUUUGAGGGCUUGGGUACUUAAUUUUUGCAGUUCUUUACAUAUUUUAGACAUUAACCUUUGGUGUAUAUAGUUGGCAAUGAUUUAUAACCUAAGUCUCAUGUGAAAGGAAGGUUUUCUUGAAUAAGCUUUAAAUAAAUGUCUAUUUACAGAAACUUCUAAUUUACGUUGACUCUAUGGCAAUCCAGAAAACAUUUAAAUUCAUGGGAAAUUUUCAAAUGAAUAUUUUGUUUUCAAAAUUUGCAUUUUCUUCAUUAUUCAAUCCUAUCAACUUUCUAGUUUUCUAAAUGUCACCCAUAUUUUUAAGCAGUUGAAAAUCUUUUCACAACUGGAAAAACUACCUGAACUCACUCUGAGUUGAAAGUGAACCUAUCCAAGUUGCACAUGGAUUACUCCAACAGUGAUGAGGACGCAGAUGCUGACUUUGACACCCAACUCAUCAUUCAACGGAGUUUGCUGGAUAUUUACAAGCCACGACUAACUCAGCCCACAUCAGAAGAUGAGAGAUCCCAUUCCAUUUCGAGUGCUGACUAUAAGGAGAUAGUUGAAGCAAUAGAGACAGGUAAGGAAGGUGCAUUGGCACACUUAACCAAGUACCAGUCUGCAUUUGAUGAAGCCGAUGGGGACGGCUGGCUUCCUCUGCAUAAGGCGGCAGUGCAGUUAAAUAAGAACAUCUUAGAAAUAACCCUGAAUGCUUCCAAACCCAGUGUGUGGGAACAGACCACCCACAACGGUGAAACACCACUUUUUUUGGCUGUCAGCGGUGGCCUCCUAGAAAAUGCCCAUUUUCUCCUUCUCAAUGGCUGCGAUCCAAAUGCUAAGAAUUUGGAAGGCAAUUCUCCUCUUCUUACAGCUGUUCUGAAAGACUCCUACGACAUGGCCACCUUGCUGAUCAGCCAUGGAGCGGAUGUCAAUCUGCGAUGUGCCAACGAGAGGACUGCUCUCCAUGAAGCUGCCAAGCUAGGCAGAUGGGACAUGGUAAAAUUGAUGCUGGCUUCUGGGGCCCACCCAGAUGCACGGAGCUCCUACGGGUUUACUCCUCUUGCCCUUGCUGCUCAAGGUGGACACACUGAAAUCAUGGAACUAUUACUGCAGAAAGGGGCUAACGUUCACAGCCAGGCUUCUGAUUCCUCCUCUAUUUUACUUGAAGCCGUUAGAGGAGGAAAUCCAGAUUCUGUGACUCUCUUGCUAGAGUAUGGAGCUGAUGCCAACAUUCCUAAAAGUUCAGGCCACCUGCCCAUUCAUGUGGCAGCUGACAAAGGCCACUUACUAGCUCUAAAGAUAUUGGUUCCAGUUACGGAUAUUACUGCCAUCAAGAGGAGUGGGAUAAGUCCAGUUCACUGCGCAGCAGCUGGGGCACACCCCCAGUGCCUGGAAUUUCUCAUUCAGGCUGGAUUUGAUGUAAAUUUCAUGCUAGAUCAGAGAAUCCGUAAACAUUAUGAUGAUCAAAGGAAGUCAGCCUUGUAUUUUGCUGUUUCAAAUGGUGAUCUCCCUUCCGUUAAGCUGCUUCUGAGUGCUGGAGCUCUACCCAAUCAAGACCCAGUCAACUGCCUCCAGAUAGCUCUCAGGAUGGGCAACUAUGAGCUCAUAAGUCUACUACUGAGGCACGGGGCCAACGUCAAUUACUUCUGCAGAGUUAACCCUCUGCAUUUCCCAUCAGCACUACAGUACUCACUCAAAGAUGAAGUCAUGCUCAGGAUGCUGUUGAAUUAUGGGUAUGACACAGAGCGGUGUUUUGAUUGUCCUCACGGGGACAGAGUUCAUCGAUUUUGCACUUUUGAAGGCUGGACAUCUACAGUUAUUAAAGAUACUUUGUUUUGUGAAGUCAUAACUUUGUCAUGGCUACAGCAUCUCUCUGGAAAAGUUGUUCGUGUGAUGCUUGAUUAUGUUGAUCAAGUUCAAAUCUGUUCAAAAUUGAAAGCUGUGCUUGAAAAACAGAAGCUCUGGUCAGAAAUACAUUUUAUCUUGAGUGAGUAUCUUUCUUACAGAAAAUUCCGACCAAAACAUUUAUCUUUAUUAUAUUUUUAGAACAUUCUUCGGAUUAAAAGGUUGACCUAAAAAGAAUAGAAAAAUGCUAUUCUUUCACAACGGUGCUAUUUAUAACUACACUUAAUGUGUGCUUAUCAUCAAUUUCCAUUAAAUGAAAUCUAAUUACUUACUUGUAGAUAGGUAACACUUCUUCCUCAAUCCAUUUAACCUAUGGCUACGGAAACAAUAUUCAUCCAGGAAUUAUAAGUUAUGAAUUGGCAAUAGCAAGAGGGAAAGCUAAGUUCUAACCCUGUAGCAUAUAAAAUGAAGCUCCCUAAAUGAAUUCUCUUGCCUGGGUCAAAUUAAGAUUUUCUUAAUCUCGUUUCUCCUGGGGUCUUUGAGCUUUCAGCAAAGAGAUAAGAUGGGAAAGCUGAUAUUUAAGUACUUGAAGGAUUUGGGAGUCUCACAAGCCAGACUCACAACUGAUGUGGUUCUGAAACUAUCCUCAUGGAAGGCUGUGAUGAGAACUGAAGAGCUGUUUCCCUAGAGACAGUAUGGCAAACAGAAAUGUUAUUAACACAGAUUAUCAAAUACAUUUGUCCACUAAACCCUCAGGUCACCAAAAAACAAAGCAAUUCCUUUUGUUUCAGCAAACCCUCGUUCUCUACAACACUUGUGCCGCCUUAAGAUCCGGAAGUGUAUGGGACGGUUCCGUCUGCGCUGCCCUGUCUUCAUGUCAUUUCUUCCACUACCCAACUGUCU
Messenger RNA from Peromyscus californicus insignis, 3022 nucleotides. RefSeq names its product ankyrin repeat and SOCS box containing 14 (gene Asb14). The record is from RefSeq and is a predicted model, not a curated record. Gene Ontology annotation, cellular component: cytoplasm. Bases 677 to 2320 code for a protein of 547 amino acids. The transcript has 8 exons. NCBI's taxonomy places the organism in Eukaryota, Metazoa, Chordata, Mammalia, Rodentia, Cricetidae. Gene Ontology annotation, biological process: intracellular signal transduction. Gene Ontology annotation, molecular function: protein binding.